Molecule: messenger RNA, 1692 nt
Organism: Sardina pilchardus (European sardine)
Lineage: Eukaryota; Metazoa; Chordata; Actinopteri; Clupeiformes; Clupeidae
Product: selenoprotein H-like
Exons: 4
Coding region: 80-493 (137 amino acids)
Cellular component (GO): Golgi apparatus
Source: RefSeq, a predicted model, not a curated record
CUACGCUUGGAGUUGGAACUUUUAUUGUGUCUCUGCGUUGCCAGUUGUACUACACAAAAUAAUCUGUUGCCUUGCAGCCAUGUCGGCGAGACCUAAUUCUAAAACAGGUCGCGGUUCUAAGCGAAAGGCAGAGAAUCAUGAUCUAAAAGAAGAUGCACCCUCUUUGGACAACAAAAAAGAAAAACCUGAAGAUGCGGAGAUUAAAGACGAAGGGCAAAAAAUUGUCAUUGAACACAGUAAAAGCUGCCGAGUGUACCGUCAGCAUGCUGAAGCAGUGAAGUCAGCAAUUCAGGCUGCACAUCCAGAUAUGUGUGUGGAACUGAACCCCCAGAAACCUCGUCGCUACAGUUUUGACAUCAGCCUGCUGGAUGCUGGCAAGGAAACCUGUCUGUGGAAUGGCAUUAAGAUGGGUCCUCCUGCUAGACUGAAAUUCCCUGACCAUGAAGAACUCCUAUCUAUCUUGAAGGAGGCACUAGACAGAGGCACUAAAUAGAGACCAAUGAGGUGUGUCUAGGCUUUCACUGUUAACUUUUAAAAGGGAACUGUGCUUGAUUACAACAUUGUUAUUAUUCUAUAGCCAGACAUCAUUCAGGUUAUAUGAAUGUUUGAUGUUUAAGGGUAACAUAGUCAUAGUCCGAGUGAGUCACUCUUGGUGGUAUUGGGAGCUUUCAGUUCAUGCAUACUGAAUUUACUUGAGAUUCUCAGACAUACAGAGGAUCAGUUUGGGUCAGAAAUUCCAACGUUGGUGUCUGUUCAGUAUACCAUGUUAAACCAAAAACCAAAAGAAGGUUUUUCUAUGAACCAAAUUUCUAUCCUUUGCAGUUGCUAAUCAGUAGGGCUGUAACAAUACACCAAACUCACGAUUAGGUUUGAUUUUUUUAAAAUAAUAAUAAUAAAAAAAAACAUUUUACCCACGGUUCGAUAUACACCUAAAUUUUUUUGGGUGGGGGGGAUUAGAAUAUUUGAAAACCUGUAUAAACUGGACUGAUUUGGACGCUGAAUAUACAUACACAUAUAUGUAGCCUAUCUAACUAUCUAUCUAUCUAUCUAUCUAUCUAUUUGUCUGUCUGUCUGUCUGUCUGUAAACUACUGAUAUAAAAUACUGAAUUUCUGAUAUUCAUGACCGAUUUCUGGGUUUCAUAGGCACUGUUUCUAUUACAGCUCUGCCUCUUUCUGUCCCUUGCUGCUGCAGCUGUAAGCAGCUCUGGCUGAAGCCUGGAAAUAUUGUAAACAAAGUAACCUAGUUGGCUAGCUGAUCAUAAUAUAUUGGUUUGACAAGAGAGAGAAUAAAUAAAUAUUGUUACAGCCCAACUAAUCAGAUAAUUAGCGCCUGCAUGGGCAUGGGAUCAGAGAGGGUUAAAGCGGAUGAAGGAUCUUUGAUGGGCUACCUUCCAAGUCUGUCCCUUGAUAACCUGAUGCAGUGUUUGGAACUGAUGACUAUUGGUCGUCAGGCUGAAUUUUUUCUUGCUGGUUUGUACUGCUGCUGUCUGUGCUUGCUUACUCAUUUCUGGCUUAGUUUUGUUCUGUAAGAGAAGAGACUCCACUGUUUUUCUUGAUAAUGAGUGGGUUGAACACUCCUUAUUAUUAAGUUCUUUAAACUUUUGUAUUACGUUUGUAAGUACUGAAUUCCUCCUGUGUAUAACAUAUGAGUGAAAGUGUUUGAACUUUAAUAAAUAAAAUGUUCACUUUAAA